Molecule: messenger RNA, 911 nt
Organism: Clupea harengus (Atlantic herring)
Lineage: Eukaryota; Metazoa; Chordata; Actinopteri; Clupeiformes; Clupeidae
Gene: hrasa
Product: HRas proto-oncogene, GTPase a
Biological process (GO): signal transduction
Cellular component (GO): membrane
Molecular function (GO): GTP binding; GTPase activity
Source: RefSeq, a predicted model, not a curated record
AACCGGGGCGGUGAUGUCGUGUGGGGCUGGGCGUGGGCUGCAACAGUCCGCACUCUCACAGCACAUUGUUCGCUGCUGUCUGACCUCACCACACACAUCGACCUUAUGUUCAAAAGAAUUCGAAAAUAGAAGUGCCUUCCCGCGUGUCUCCGUUAACAUAAACAUCUACGUGAAGCGGAUCUGAAUUAGGAACAGAAUACAAGGAGAGUUGAAAUCCUGCUGAAAGAUUUGUAAUCAAGUGUAUCACAUCGACACUGCUAAUAGGAGUGCUAUUUGUCGUGAAAAAUGACAGAGUACAAGCUGGUGGUGGUGGGAGCUGGUGGCGUUGGGAAGAGCGCACUUACCAUCCAGCUCAUUCAGAACCACUUUGUGGAUGAAUAUGACCCCACCAUAGAGGACUCUUACAGGAAGCAGGUGGUGAUUGACGGGGAGACGUGUCUGCUGGACAUCUUGGACACUGCAGGUCAGGAGGAGUACAGCGCCAUGAGGGACCAGUACAUGAGGACAGGAGAAGGCUUCCUCUGUGUCUUUGCCAUCAACAACACCAAGUCCUUUGAAGACAUUCACCAGUACAGGGAACAGAUCAAACGGGUGAAGGACUCGGACGACGUGCCCAUGGUGCUUGUGGGUAACAAGUGUGACCUGCCGUCUCGGACUGUCGACACGCGGCAAGCACAGGAGCUCGCCCGCAGCUACAACAUCCCCUACAUCGAGACCUCAGCCAAGACCCGUCAGGGAGUGGAGGACGCUUUCUACACACUGGUCCGCGAGAUUCGACAGCACAAAUUACGGAAGCUGAACCCACCAGACGAGAGCGGACAAGACUGCCUGAGCUGCCGCUGCGUGGUGUCUUGAUGAAGCUAACCCACCUGGGGGUGAGGAGUGGACCUACAUAUACAGCUCUGUGCCCA